CUCAAUCUCAACAUGUGAAUUUAAUUUUAAUCAAUUUAAUUGAUUGGAUUUUUCCUAAUGAUUUGUUGAUUGUUUCAUUUAAAAUUUGAUAUUUAUUACGUUUGGAGUUUUGGAGUAAUUCAGAGUUUUUGGCUUUCAAUUUUUUCUCGAGCAAACAUUUUCUUUUCGAGUUUUGCUUUUUGGCUUUUAUUUUGAAAAUGGAGAUUCCUGUUGCUUUGAAGAAUCGGUUGAAUACUUUUAAAACAAAAAUGUCUUCUCUUAAAAGUGAUUGUCAAAAUUUAUUAUCUAAAUAUGAUUCUAUUCGUGAAACUAUUGAAGGAAACGCUUUGGAAGAGGCUGCUCUUGAUUUAACGACGACUUUUACAAUCAACUCAUUAUUCUGGCUUUAUUUAACGUGUAAAGGAGUGGACCCGAAAAAUCAUGAUCUUAGGCUGGAAAUCAAUCGUAUCAAACAAGCCAACUUGAGAUUGAAAAAAUUACAAGACUCAUCUAAAGCUCCUAAACUUAACAUUCCAGUAGCUAAAAGAUUCAUUAAAAGUGCCUUAUUUGAUCCAGAAGCUGGAAAAACAGUUGAUACGACAGAUGAUAUUGAACAAGAUGAUGAAAAUGGUGAAAGACAAAUAAAACGUUUGCGAAGUGAUCCUGACGAAGAAACAAAAGACAUCGAGAUGAAGCCAGAUACUGAAUUGAAGGAAAGCGAUGAAACUAAAGAUGAAACUGAAAAGAUAGAGGAAGAAGAGGACGAAGAUGACGGAGAAGUGGAAAUAGUUGGUACAAAGAUAAACUCAGAUAAUACAAAUAAAUCGGACCGAUUUUCAGGAGAAUCAAGAAAGAGAAAAAACGAAGGACCAAGCAAAGGAUCGUCCAAGAAGCGAAUGUUCCGAAAACAGUUACGAAAGAAGUUCAUGCGAAAAUCUAAUAGAAAAAUGAAAUAAUCAUUUUCCACAAAUUUUCAUCAAUAGAAAAUCACUAAAUCAUAAUUUAUAUUAAUGUAAAGUGUUUAUUAAAGAACCAAUUAAAAGGAGUUCAAAUCAA
Messenger RNA from Panonychus citri (citrus red mite), 1035 nucleotides. RefSeq names its product nuclear nucleic acid-binding protein C1D-like. The record is from RefSeq and is a predicted model, not a curated record. Bases 198 to 935 code for a protein of 245 amino acids. Gene Ontology annotation, cellular component: nucleolus; exosome (RNase complex). NCBI's taxonomy places the organism in Eukaryota, Metazoa, Arthropoda, Arachnida, Trombidiformes, Tetranychidae. Gene Ontology annotation, biological process: maturation of 5.8S rRNA; regulation of gene expression. Gene Ontology annotation, molecular function: DNA binding; RNA binding. The transcript is spliced from 2 exons.